Photinus pyralis (common eastern firefly) is the source of this 1095-nucleotide messenger RNA. RefSeq lists its product as uncharacterized. The transcript has 2 exons. The coding region runs from base 1 to 1095 and encodes 364 amino acids. Lineage: Eukaryota; Metazoa; Arthropoda; Insecta; Coleoptera; Lampyridae. The record is from RefSeq and is a predicted model, not a curated record.
AUGGGCAUCACUCCGGAACUAGCGGAAAAAAUGUUGAUAAAAUUUUCUGGUGACAAAGAUAAGCUUUAUGAAUUCAUUGACAAUUGUGACAGAGCGUUAUCCCUUGUAAGCGGAGCUAAUAAAACGACCGUUUUUUCUAUCAUUUUAACUAAACUAACUGAUAAAGCUAGGGCAUUAACUAGAAAUAAAGAUUUUACUGAAUGGAAAGAUUUAAAAAAAUUUUUGUUAGAUACUUACGGCGAUAAACGCACAAUGGGUCAAUGGCAACUUGAACUAAAUUCGUGCAAACAAAGUUUUAAUGAAACCGUUAUUGCUUACUCCUCUCGUAUAGAAGAUUACUAUAGGUGCGUUCGUUCACUAGAUGAAAACCUAAGUACCGAAGGUAGAAACGCGUGUAUCGAGUUAUUAAAAAAUCAAACGUUAAAUGUUUUUAUAAAUGGUCUACGUAAAGAAUUGGCUUUAAUAGUAAAAUCACAAAAACCAAAUUCAUUAUCGGAAGCAAUUUCGUUAGCUGUCAAUGAAGAAAGGGACUUUAAAUCCAGACUCGAUAUUCAAAAAUUUCAACAAGUUUUCCGUAAUAAUGAUAAACUGCCUCAACCGUCAGGAAAAUUUGUACACAAAACUUUUCCCAAUAGCAACUACAAAACUCAACCUAGCGCUAGUACUUCAAAUCAAUUCAUGAAAACAUUUAAUCCGGAUAAUCGUGAAUAUCCAGUUCGCCACUUUACACAUCGACGUCAACCUAGAGCAAACUUCGACGCAAAUCAAAAUUGUCGACAAGAACCCCCAAUGCACCCCGUUGUUCAACCAAAAUUUUGCAAUUAUUGUAAGAAACCUAAUCACUUAAUUAGCGAAUGUAGGAAACGCGCUUACAAUAAUGCGAGAAACGCACGAAAUGCAACAAAUGUCCCAUCACAAAAUAUUAACUAUUUAGCUCAUGACUCUUUACCUAAUAACGAAGGGACAUCUGCCUCUUCCCAAAGUAGUAAUAAUUAUAACAUUAAUUUAAUGAACUCCGAAGAAAAUCUAAACGCGCAAGGUUCACGAGCGAACGUAGCCGCGCCACGAACCUUUACUCAGGCUACAUUUUUUUAA